Stegostoma tigrinum is the source of this 1830-nucleotide messenger RNA. Its product is annotated as gastrula zinc finger protein XlCGF8.2DB-like. Gene Ontology annotation, molecular function: DNA-binding transcription factor activity, RNA polymerase II-specific; RNA polymerase II cis-regulatory region sequence-specific DNA binding. The record is from RefSeq and is a predicted model, not a curated record. Bases 368 to 1195 code for a protein of 275 amino acids. Gene Ontology annotation, biological process: regulation of transcription by RNA polymerase II. NCBI's taxonomy places the organism in Eukaryota, Metazoa, Chordata, Chondrichthyes, Orectolobiformes, Stegostomatidae. The transcript is spliced from 4 exons. Gene Ontology annotation, cellular component: nucleus.
GGCAGGACUAGUGCAAACCACGUGAUCGCACGAGCGCAUUGCAGUAAUCGCUAAUGAUCAAGGCUUGGGCGUCUGUGGAAGGUGCAGGACACGGCUAUUACAAGUAAACGUGCAGGUGGGAGUCUCAAUGAUUGUAACACCGAACUCUGACAGAAUUAUUCAGUUCAUCAGGACCUGGAUAUUUGCAUUGAGUGGUGAUGAGAACUGGACAGGGUACUCCAGAAGAGGCCUCACCAACAUUCUAUACAACCUCAAUGGAAUGUCUUAACUCCUGUACUCGGAGGUCUGAGCAAUAAAGGAUUUUGAACAUUGAAGGAAAAUACACCGUUCACACUGGGAAGUAACUGUCUGUGAAAGUUCAUCUGAAAUGUCCAAACACCAGCGCAGUGACAGUCGGGAGAGACGGUGGAAAUGUCGGGAUUGUGGGAAGGGAUUUCUGUACCCAUCCCAGCUAGAAACUCACCAACACAGUCACAGUGGAGAGAAGCCAUUUAUUUGCUCUCAUUGUGGGAAGGGAUUUAUUCGGUCAUCCCACCUGCUGGAACACCAGCGAAUUCACACUGGGGAGAGACCAUUCACCUGCUCUGAUUGUGGGAAGGGAUUUGCUCAGUCAUCUAGCCUGCUUAAACACCAGCGAGUUCACACUGGAGAGAAACCAUUCACCUGCUCUGAUUGUGGGAAGGGAUUCAAUCAGUCAUCCAACCUGCUGAAACACCAGCGAGUGCACACUGGGGAGAAGCCAUUCACCUGCUCUGAAUGCGGGAAAGUAUUCACUCAGACAACUCACCUGCUGAUACACCAACGGAUUCACACUGGAGAGAGACCAUUGACCUGUUCUGUGUGUGGGAAAGGCUUUGCUGAUUCGAACUCCUUGCUGAUACACCAGCGAGUUCACUCUGGGGAGAGACCAUUCACCUGCUCUGAGUGUGGGAAGGGAUUCACUUGCUCAUCUAACCUACUGAGACACCAGAGCAUUCACACUGGGGAGAGACCGUUCACCUGCUCGGAUUGUGGGAAAGGAUUCACUUGCUCAUCUCACCUACUGAUACACCAACGAGUUCACACUGGAGACAGACCAUUCACCUGUUCUGAGUGUGGGAAAGGAUUCAAUCGGUCAUCCUACCUGCUGACACACCAGCAAAUUCACAAAGAACCACAGUUGAAAGAUUUCACUCUGACUCACACUAAGGAAUGAACCAUGGUUUAGGGCUGUUUGUAUUAAAGUUUUUAAUCCCUGCUGAAUUAAAGGUGCUGAUGUUGUUAAUUAAAUGUUAAUAACAAAUGUGUGCAUCAGUGGGGUAGGUUUUGGAAAUGAUCACAUCAUCUCUGUACAUCAACACAUUCACAUUGUUGAAAGACUCUCCAUCUGCAUGGAGAAGGGAUUUCCUGAUUCAUCAGGACUGGUUAACCACCAAAGAAUUUCUAAAUGAUUUUAGGUGUUGCUUUUUUUAUACUACUGCUGUCAAUAUCCAAGCCAUGUUUUUUGGGCUUGUUUCUGGUAAUCAUAAUCAUAGAAUCCCUACAGUGUGGAAACAGGCCCUCUGAAGACCAUCCUAUCCAGACCUAUGCCCCUACCCUUCCCCAGUAACCCUGCAUUUCCCAUGGCCAAUCUGCCUAAUUUACUUAUCUUUGGAUUCCAGGAGGAAACCCACAUAAGCACAGGGAGAAUAUGCAAACACCACACAGUCACCUAAGGCUGGAAUUGAACACUGGUCCCUUGUACUGUGAGGCAAUAAUGCUAACCACUGUUCCACUUUAUGUUUGUACACACCAUACGUCUGGCUACUUAUUUGAGAGAAAAAUAAUAUAAAAUCAGCUUUUUGUUGAACA